Erinaceus europaeus (western European hedgehog) is the source of this 735-nucleotide messenger RNA. RefSeq names its product cystatin-C-like. The record is from RefSeq and is a predicted model, not a curated record. The coding region runs from base 7 to 480 and encodes 157 amino acids. Gene Ontology annotation, molecular function: cysteine-type endopeptidase inhibitor activity. The transcript has 3 exons. NCBI's taxonomy places the organism in Eukaryota, Metazoa, Chordata, Mammalia, Eulipotyphla, Erinaceidae.
UCUGCGAUGAGAUUCCUCACAGUCAUGUCUGGUACCUCAUAUUUCCCACUGCCCCCGUUGGCCUUGGCCCUGACGGUGGCGCUGGCCCUGGUCGUGACCGCGGGCCCGGCGUCCGGCGCGUCUCCAGCCAAGUCCCCGCGGCUAAUCGGCGGGCUGAUGGACGCGGACGUGAACGAGGAGGGCGUGCAGAGGGCGCUGGAUUUCGCGCUCAGCGAAUACAACAAGGCGAACAACGACGCCUACCACAGCCGCGCGGUGCAGGUGCUGCGCGCCCGCAAGCAGGUUGUUUCUGGGCUGAACUACUUCUUGGAUGUGGAGCUCGGUCGGACCACAUGUACCAAGUCCCAUCCCAACCUGGCCGACUGCCCCUUCUACGACCAGCCUCAGCUGAAGAAGAGAACCAUCUGUUCCUUCCACAUCUACACCGUGCCCUGGAUGGGCUCCAUCUCCAUGGUGAGGUCCAGCUGCCAGGACGCCUAGGAUCUUGCCAGAAAAGGCUCGGCCUUGCUGACCAGCUCCCUUCCUGUCUCGUCUCUCCACACCACUGCCCCCCGCCCCCAGAGCUAUUAAACCAUAGGUGGGUGACCCCCUUCUUAACAGAGCUCCCCCCAGUACACAGCUAAGUAGCUCUAACUUGUUUCCUGUUUCCAUCACUUUCCAAAUGCCUGGACGCAGAGUGUCCCUGCCCUCUCGCCCUCUCUCCCUCAAUAAAAACUAGCAUUGGUUCUGCCGUGA